AUGGGAGAUUUGGCCAACCUGUUUACGGAGCAAAAGGAAUUGAUAGAUGAAUUGGAUAAAAUGAGGGUGGAAUUUAAGAUACCUGGACAGGAAACAGUACUGGCAGCAGUAAUGGCUCAACCGACUUUGCUUGAAGAUAUCAAGUCACAUCAAAUGGAGGAUGAUGUUAUAAAGAAGGGGUAUCUUGCGGAUCCGUCUCAUGUUAUUGAUUAUCACCAUAUUGAACUAGAUGAUAAGUUAACUUAUGAGGAAAAGCCAAUCCGCAUUUUGGAUCGGCAAGUGAAACAAUUACGCAACCGAGAAAUCCCAAUGGUAAAAGUGGAAUGGCAGGAACAUUACGGAACCGGCGCAACUUGGGAAAAAGAGGAGGAAAUGCAACAUCAGUAUCCGCAUUUGUUCCUACCCUAA
Camellia sinensis is the source of this 408-nucleotide messenger RNA. The record is from RefSeq and is a predicted model, not a curated record. Lineage: Eukaryota; Viridiplantae; Streptophyta; Magnoliopsida; Ericales; Theaceae.